AUGGCAGAGCUUCACAAACGUCGACAUGAGCUCGGCGGCAGAAAGUUGUUCCCCGAAGGAGCAUCCUCCACAUCCAAAAGAGCCACGUCCGGUGCCAGCUCCACGGUACAUCUGAAACUGUUGGCUGCGGGAUUUUACGGAGUCAGUUCAUUCCUCAUCGUUGUUGUCAACAAAAGCGUCCUCUCCAACUACAGAUUUCCAUCGUCAACAUGUGUGGGAAUCGGCCAAAUGUUGGCUACUAUUGUAGUUCUGAGGACUGGGAAGGCAUUGGGUGUUAUCUCGUUUCCAGAUGUGGAUUUGAGUAUACCACGCAAGAUGUUUCCACUGCCUCUGCUGUAUGUUGGGAAUCAAAUAUCAGGGCUGUUUGGGACACAACGACUCAAUUUACCCAUGUUUACAGUUUUAAGGAGGUUCAGUAUUUUGCUCACCAUGGUGUUUGAGGGACUCUUGCUGAAGAAGACUUUCUCUGCGUCGAUUAAGAUCACCGUAUUCACCAUGAUCGCUGGUGCUUUUAUUGCUGCCAGCGCUGACUUGGCUUUCGACCUUGAAGGAUACAUAUUCAUAAUGCUGAACAAUGUUCUGACGGCGGCCAGCGGGGCGUAUGUGAAGCAGAAACUUGAUUCCAAGGAGCUGGGCAAAUAUGGGCUGCUCUACUACAAUGCUUUAAUCAUGAUUUUCCCCACUGCGGCAUACGCUUACUACUCAGGGGACUUGCAAGUGGGGUUGGAGUAUAAUGGAUGGUCUGAUCAGCUGUUUGUUUUGCAGUUUGUGCUUUCCUGUGUCAUGGGCUUCAUUUUAAUGUACUCCAUCAUGCUGUGCACGCAGUACAACUCAGCACUCACCACCUCCAUUGUGGGCUGUAUUAAGAAUAUUCUUGUGACCUACAUUGGAAUGGCAUUUGGAGGAGACUACAUAUUCACUUGGACUAACUUCAUUGGUCUAAACAUCAGCAUCGCUGGCAGCCUGGUGUACUCCUAUAUCACAUUCACACAGGAGCAAACAAGAAAGGUGUAAACCACGGAAUCCCAAUCGGACCCGACCCUAAUGAACUACGUACUGUAUGUCCAGAACACGUUUCAUGUCGUCUGUGUACUGUAUGAUGUUGAGAUGUCUAUUUUUGAACCAUGCUGUCAAAAUGUUCUGCAAACAUUUGUCAUACACAGUAAUUUAAGUGCCUAAACUUUAUUUUUAUAAUUACAUUUCACUGAUUAAUACAAAGUCAUGAGAAUUUUUACAUUUGACAAAUCAAUAAAAUUAAAGGUCAGACUUACAUUUUUGUAAAUGUGUUUUUAAUAAAUUACUCACCUGCCAUAUUGA
Molecule: messenger RNA, 1317 nt
Organism: Sander lucioperca (pikeperch)
Lineage: Eukaryota; Metazoa; Chordata; Actinopteri; Perciformes; Percidae
Product: UDP-N-acetylglucosamine/UDP-glucose/GDP-mannose transporter-like
Exons: 13
Coding region: 1-1014 (337 amino acids)
Cellular component (GO): Golgi apparatus
Molecular function (GO): antiporter activity; GDP-fucose transmembrane transporter activity
Source: RefSeq, a predicted model, not a curated record